UUAACAUGAGGGUUCCUGACGGUUAGGGACAAAUGCAAUCAGAUGGCAGGAUGCUGUAAACGGAACAAACUUCAGUCAAGAGAACAACUGAGAUAAUCUAUCCACAAUACGAGGUUAGUCGUUAAUAUAGUGCAACAACACGGAAGUGGAGGAAGCAAGAAGAAUGAGUUGAGUAAAUUUUGACUUCUCUGUUUUGUUUCGCUUAAUGCACCUUAUAAUCCGGUGUGCCUUAUGUAUGAAAAAACAGACCCAUUCAUCGACAGUGCACUUUAUAAUCCGGUGCGCCUUAUUGUCCGAAAAAUACAGUACAUAUAUAAUGUUUAGGAUAUUUUAUCUUUUAAUUAUGAUAGGUUUUCCUAUUUAGGUCAAGGGACUGUGGUUGUACUGUAAUCUGAAAUAUUGAAAUGAUGAUCUAUUCCCCCAUGUAAAUUUACCUUUCACUAUGUAAUUGUAUGAUAUUAACAGUGUUUGUAGGAAUUUUCUAUAUAAAUGUAAAUCUGCAAUACUGCAAUAAUAAGGUCUUGAGAGUUGGUUCCCAGUUUCCUGUCAGUAACAAGUAUUUUACAUAUCUCAAUAAUAAUGUACAUUUAAAUGCUAUUUUUGAUCGUCAACUGUGUUGACAUUUUUAAAGUGCUAAAUGUCAAUGUUUCCAAGCUGUGGGCCUUUCUAUUUAAUAUUCAGGAGUCUGUGUUUAUCACGUAUGACCAAGUAAUCCAGUCAAAGUGCCAAUACUCUCUGUGUUCAGAGGUCACAUGAACCUGAGGGCUAAUACAUUUGAGUUCCUCUGUGCAACAGAUAUGCUGAUGGAUCACGGACAUCACCUAGCUCUGUCGUCAUGGAAAUUGAGUGACUGGAGGUGAUUCACACAGCACCAGCGACCUUUUAGCUGGAUGUAUACUUAAGAAUCAGAUCCUGAUUGGAGUUUGCUAAUUCACAUUGAAAAGGUCUAGAAGUUCAGAUACGAAUCAUUAACAUGCAAAGAAAGACUGAAGGCAGACACAAAGCGCAGCUUACUGGAAAUGGAGGACGAAAGAUUGAAAGAGAAGAGACCAUUGGGAGAACUGCUGGAAGUAAAGGUGGAUGUUCACUCUGAAGCUCUGGACUUCAUCCACAGUGACACGAGGCCUGUGAUUUAUGACAGGGAUCCCAAAAAAGUCAACAGCAGUCUUAAGGUCAUGUUUGAGGAUGUGAUUGCAGAACCCCCCUCUGUGCGGAGCUUUGAUAAAGUGUGGCUAUGGAGUCACGCCCUGUUUGAGGUAUCCAGACUAUGGUGCUACCGAUUCAUCUCUCUCCUGCUGGCUGUGCCAGUCUCACUGGCAGCAGGGCUCCUCUUUGCUGUGCUCAGCUGCCUGCAUAUCUGGUUGAUCGUGCCAUGUGUGCAGCUCCUUCUCAUCAAUAUGCACUGGGUUCAGACUGUGUGGGCCAGCAUACUGAACAUUUUUAUCAGUCCAUUCUUUACCAGUAUUGGAAAGUGCUGUGGUCAAGUCACCAUCCUUCUGGCAAAAGAUAAAAACUGAUGGAAACACACUGUGUGGAAGUGAUUGGUUAAAACAGCAAUUAUGGCACAUGAACAGCGGCAACAGACUGCAUACUAAUUCUGCUGGGAGGGAAAUGAUCAUCUGUAUUUUAACCAUCUGUGAUUAUUCUAUGUUUUUAUUCACUUAUCAUGUAAUUUGUCAUGCUGAAAUAUAUAAUUAGUUUUCUGUUUUCUAAAUUUAAUAGUGCAUUAUGCAUAAAGCCUUUUGGCUGUCUAGAUAAGGGCAACACAAAAAGCAUACACUAAGGGGAAUUAAUAAAUAAUAAUUCAAUAAUAAAUGAUAUUAAAAACCUCCUUAAUACACAUGUAAAAGAAGAAUCCACUGAAAGCAAAGUGAAUGACAGAUAUUGCAAUUAAUUUGCAAAAGAUAUCCACCCAUAAAAUUUGAACUGAUUAUAAAAACAGAUUAGGAGGCCUUAAGAGCUCUAGUAGAGCACUGGACAGUCCUCUGGAUGGACUGAUGUGUAUGCGAGGUUAAUGAAGACUAUAUGAAUGCAAAUAUGUAAAAAAAAAAAAAAAUUAACACCUGCUAACAACUUUAGGUUUAAGGUUUUGAAUCCAGCUAUAUGCAGUAUUUUCUAUUAAACAAGAUGAUAGCUGAAGGUGGAGACCAACAACUAAUUCCACUCUGAUUUAUUUUUCUAUGUAAAAAGGUUCCUCUGAAUCUUCUUUUAACUUGAUUGGAAGUAACACAUUUAUAACAGAAAGCCUCCUGUGUUAAAUGUAGUGUGAAUGGAAAGGAGUGGAAGUUUAAGAGCCAGAAGGUGUGCAACCUUGGAACCUGUCUGCCAUUAUCUGCGGAUGAUAGUCAAAUACAGACCAUCAUCUGUAUCAACUCAAAUCUGCAUAUUCAAAUAGAGACCUCUGAUUGCCUUGGCACCCAAUCACAUCUGCAUAUUCCAAUUUAGAUACACCAAUUAACCUGCCAAGCAAAUUUUUGGACUGUAGAAGAAAGCUCAAUUACCCAUGCAGAACAUGCAAAACUAACCAUUGAACCAGCGUGCUACCCCUUGUGUUUGAGAAAUUAAAACAAAUCUGUAAAUGUUGUGAUUCACCUCAUUUGUACAGCUUGUAGGAUCAAACUUAAUAUUCGAUUA
Molecule: messenger RNA, 2634 nt
Organism: Oreochromis niloticus (Nile tilapia)
Lineage: Eukaryota; Metazoa; Chordata; Actinopteri; Cichliformes; Cichlidae
Product: caveolin-2
Exons: 4
Coding region: 1020-1517 (165 amino acids)
Biological process (GO): cell differentiation; caveola assembly; regulation of cytosolic calcium ion concentration
Cellular component (GO): caveola; focal adhesion; sarcolemma
Molecular function (GO): molecular adaptor activity
Source: RefSeq, a predicted model, not a curated record